Aplosporella prunicola CBS 121167 is the source of this 846-nucleotide messenger RNA. RefSeq lists its product as uncharacterized. The coding region runs from base 49 to 600 and encodes 183 amino acids. Gene Ontology annotation, biological process: attachment of spindle microtubules to kinetochore. Gene Ontology annotation, cellular component: DASH complex; spindle microtubule. Lineage: Eukaryota; Fungi; Ascomycota; Dothideomycetes; Botryosphaeriales; Aplosporellaceae. The transcript has 2 exons. The record is from RefSeq and is a predicted model, not a curated record.
CUCUACCUUGCUACGAAUUCUUCCGCCCAGCAACCGUCAGCUGCAAACAUGGCAAACGCUCUCGAAGGCUGCGUUUCCUCGCUGCGCUCCAGCAUGCAAUUGCUGGAUUCUUCCAUCUCCAUCCUCGACUCUGGCGUCAACGACCUUCCCCGCCUCUCCAAGGUCCUGCAAACUACAAGGCAUUUCGAGCUCAUCUCCGAACCGGACCUGCACACUGCCCAACGGGCACUCCUCUCCGAAAUCCGCCCCGAAGUCGACAAUCUCCUCGCGCGCGUCUCCAACUACCUUGACAAGCUCGAGCGCCGCGAGCAAUCUUUGAUCGCCAAGUGCGAGCUCAACGAGGGCCGGUUGAACCAGUAUGAGGCGCCCGCCGCGUCGUCCGGGCGCGCCUCGGCAGCGGGCUCACGGAGCGCCAGCAGGGCGGGCCAAGGACGUGGAUUGACUGGCCUCGAGGAGCUCAAGGUCAAGCAGCUCCGACAGAAGAAGGAGAGGCUGAGCUAUGCGGUUGAUCGCUUGAACCUGCAAGCGCAGCAGAGGCAGAGGCAGUUGCGCAUGAGCAUGGCGGCUCCGCAGCAGUUCCGGUACGAUGACGAGUUUUGAAUAUGAAUACGGGCUUUCUUUGGCUUUGGAGUUGGGCUAGGACCGGUUGAUACCCUUGUUUUGGUGUUGAGUGGCCACAUCCGCUCUCUUGAAGAGAUGGGGAAUUGUACAGAGCUGCGAUGGAAUUGGCAACCGCUCGCGCCGCCGCUUGUGGUGGCAUUCGUCGCAAUAACCCGAAAUCUAUCUUUCGUUUCUAUAAAGACAAACACGCACAGCAAUUGCCAUGGUAGCAUCAUAUCAACGAGA